Molecule: messenger RNA, 696 nt
Organism: Brettanomyces nanus
Lineage: Eukaryota; Fungi; Ascomycota; Pichiomycetes; Pichiales; Pichiaceae
Exons: 1
Coding region: 1-696 (231 amino acids)
Source: RefSeq, a predicted model, not a curated record
AUGCCUGCUCACUUUGUUAACGAACGCGAUGCUACUAAAAUCGGAGCUACUGCUCCUUACCCCCUUUUUUACACCUGGUCCACUCCUAAUGGAUACAAGGUGUCCAUUUUGGCUGAAUUGUUAGGAAUUGACUACUACGUCUACCCUGUGGAUAUCUCCAAGAACAUUCAGAAGGAGCCUUGGUACUUGAAAUUUAAUGCUAAUGGAAGAAUUCCUUCUCUUGCCUAUGUAGAGAAAGAUAACAGUGUUACCUAUAUCAAUGAGUCUGCUGCCAUCCUGUUUUUCAUUGCUGACAAAUAUGACAAGGAGCGCAAAUACUCGUUUAAAGCUGGCACGAAGGAAUAUUACGAGGAAUUGGAAUGGACAUAUUUCCAAAUGGCCGGUUUGGGACCUAUGAAGGGUCAAUGGCAUUGGUUUUCCAUGUUUGCUCCUCAGAAAGAUGAGUUUGCUAUUAACAGAUACUAUAAUGAGACUCUUAGAUUGAUCGGUGUUUUAGAUGAGAGGUUGAAGAUUAACGGCACCGGUUACAUUGUUAGUGACCAUAUCACUGUGGCAGAUAUGGUUUCAUUCCCUUGGCUUCUGAGAACCAACAUCGGUAAACUUCAGGAUGAUAUUAAGAAGUACCCUAACGUUCUUUCUUGGAUCGAGAGAAUCUCCAAGAUUCCUGCAGUUCAAAGAGCUAUGAAAAUCCCUUAA